GAGCUUUCUUUUAAGAAGCGAAGAGAUUGAGAGAAGAAGCACGAGCGGGAGCCAAGGACGGACGAAGACCUGAUCAGCGAUUCUUGAGAUCUCGCUCCGGUGAUCGUCUCCAGAUCUGAGAUCCCUAGGGUGGUGGGGUUUGGAAGGGAGGGAGAAGGAUGCUGACGAAGUUUGAGACGAAGAGUAAUCGGGUGAAAGGGCUGAGCUUUCAUAGCAAGCGGCCAUGGAUCCUUUCCAGCUUGCACAGCGGGGUGAUCCAGCUCUGGGACUACCGAAUGGGCACUCUUAUUGACCGCUUUGACGAGCAUGAUGGGCCUGUUCGUGGCGUCCACUUCCAUAAGUCCCAACCUCUCUUCGUCUCUGGAGGUGAUGAUUACAAGAUCAAAGUUUGGAAUUACAAAGAACAUCGUUGUUUAUUUACACUUCUUGGGCACCUUGACUACAUCCGCACGGUCCAAUUUCAUGAUGAGUACCCCUGGAUUGUCAGUGCUAGUGAUGACCAGACUAUUAGGAUCUGGAACUGGCAGUCACGCACUUGCAUUUCUGUGCUGACAGGGCACAACCACUAUGUCAUGUGUGCAUCAUUUCAUCCAAAGGAAGACUUGGUGGUUUCAGCUUCCUUGGAUCAGACAGUUCGUGUUUGGGAUAUUGGUGCAUUGAGGAAGAAGACAGUGUCUCCUGCUGAUGAUAUUUUGCGGCUUAGUCAGAUGAAUGCAGAUUUGUUUGGGGGAGUUGAUGCUGUUGUCAAGUAUGUAUUAGAAGGUCAUGAUCGUGGUGCCAACUGGGCUUCUUUUCAUCCAACUCUGCCUCUUAUUGUAUCUGGAGCAGAUGAUCGGCAAGUGAAACUAUGGCGAAUGAACGAUACAAAGGCUUGGGAAGUAGACACAUUGAGGGGGCACAUGAACAAUGUUUCAUGUGUAAUGUUCCAUGCAAAGCAGGAUAUUAUUGUUUCCAACUCAGAAGACAAAAGCAUUCGUAUCUGGGAUGCUACAAAGCGUACUAGCAUUCAGACUUUUCGCCGUGAGCAUGACCGUUUCUGGAUUCUUGCUGCCCAUCCAGAAAUGAACCUUCUUGCAGCUGGUCAUGACAGUGGUAUGAUUGUCUUUAAAUUGGAGAGAGAACGUCCUGCUUUUUCUGUUAGUGGAGAUUCUGUAUACUAUGUCAAAGAUCGCUUCCUGCGAUACUAUGAGUUCUCGUCCCAGAAAGAAGUUCAGGUGCUUCCAAUAAGAAGACCGGGAUCUGUUAGCCUGAAUCAAGGACCAAGGACACUUUCAUAUAGUCCCACAGAGAAUGCUGUUUUGAUCUGUUUUGAUGUAGAUGGUGGGUCAUAUGAACUUUAUAUUGUUCCAAAAGAUACCUCUGGAAGGAGUGAUUUUGUGCAGGAUGCAAAGAAAGGAUCUGGGGGGUCAGCUGUUUUUGUAGCUCGUAAUAGGUUUGCAGUGUUGGACAAGGGUAGCAAUCAGGCAUUGGUUAAGAACCUUAAGAAUGAGAUUGUGAAGAAGAGUCCUCUUCCUAUUGCAACUGAUGCGAUAUUUUAUGCUGGCACUGGCAAUUUGUUGUGUAGGGCUGAGGAUAAAGUUGUCAUCUUUGAUCUUCAGCAAAGGAUUAUCCUUGGGGAGCUUCAGACUCCUUCUGUGAAGUACAUUGUCUGGUCAAGUGAUAUGGAGAAUGUUGCAUUGCUCAGCAAACAUGCUAUUGUUAUUGCCACCAAGAAACUUGUCCACAAGUGCACUUUGCAUGAGACUAUCCGUGUGAAAAGUGGUGCUUGGGAUGAAAAUGGGGUCUUCAUAUACUCAACUUUGACCCACAUCAAGUAUUGCCUUCCCAAUGGGGAUAAUGGUAUCAUAAAAACUCUUGAUGUUCCCAUAUACAUUACCAAGGUUUCUGGGAGUAGCAUUUAUUGCUUGGACCGUGAGGGUAAGAGUCAACUCGUGAUAAUUGAUGCUACUGAAUAUAUCUUCAAGCUCUCCCUUUUGAGAAAAAGAUAUGACCAUGUGAUGAGCAUGAUCAGGAAUUCGCAGCUAUGUGGACAGGCAGUGAUUGCCUACCUCCAGCAAAAGGGUUUCCCAGAGGUGGCUCUGCAUUUUGUCAAAGAUGAGAGGACACGAUUCAACCUGGCUAUUGAAAGUGGGAACAUUCAGAUUGCUGUUGCUUCAGCGAAGGAAAUAGAUGAGAAAGAUCACUGGUAUAGGCUAGGGAUUGAGGCUCUUCGUCAGGGAAAUACCAGUAUCGUUGAAUAUGCAUACCAGAGGACAAAGAACUUUGAGAGGCUUUCUUUUCUUUAUCUCAUAACUGGAAACACAGAGAAAUUGUCCAAAAUGCUGAAAAUAGCAGAGAUUAAGAAUGAUGUGAUGGGCCAGUUCCAUAAUGCCAUGUAUUUAGGUGACAUUCAGGAACGUGUGAAGAUCUUGGAGAAGUCAGGCCAUUUACCCCUUGCCUAUGUCACUGCUGCCACACAUGGGCUUACCGAGGUUGCAGACAGGCUUGCAGCAGAGCUGGGAGACAAUAUUCCUUCUAUACCGGAGGAAAAGGCUCGAUCGCUCAUGCUGCCACCUCCUCCCCUAAUGUGCGGUGGAGAUUGGCCAUUAUUGAGGGUAAUGAGAGGUAUUUUCGAAGGUGGGCUGGAUAACGUGGGAAGGGGAGGACUUGAAGAUGAAGAAGACGAAGAAGCUAAUGCUGCUGACUGGGGCGACGAGGUACUGGAUAUUGUGGAUGUAGAGGGUGUUAUACAGAAUGGCAACAUUGGAGAUGUCGAGGAUGGUGAAGCCGAUGAGGAGAAUGAUGAGGAAGGAGGCUGGGACCUGGAAGAUCUGGAAUUGCCACCUGAUGUUGAAACUCCCAAGGCCACAGCUCAUGCCAGGUCUAAUUUAUUUGUUACUCCGACAGCAGGCAUGCCGGUGAGCCAAAUUUGGACCCAGAAAUCAUCCCUUGCCGGGGACCAUGUGGCAGCUGGAAAUUUUGACACUGCAAUGCGGUUGCUUAGCCGGCAACUUGGCAUCAAGAAUUUUGCUCCCUUGAAACCCAUGUUUAUGGAUCUAUUCAUGGGCAGCCACACAUAUUUGCAAGCCUUAGCUUCAGCUCCAGUGCUAUCAACUGCUUUGGAGAAGGGAUGGACCGAGUCAUCCACUCCUAAUGUUAGGAGUCCUCCGGCCCUUGUGUUUAAGCUGUCACAAUUGGAUGAGAAGCUGAAGGCGGCCUAUAAAAGCACAACAGAAGGGAAGUUCCCUGACGCUUUACGUCAAUUCCUUAACAUCUUGCACACCAUUCCGCUAAUUGUAGUAGACUCAAGGAGGGAGGUUGAUGAAGUCAAAGAGCUUAUUGAAAUCACGAAAGAAUAUGUAUUGGGCUUGAAGAUGGAGGUCAAACGGAAAGAAACCAAGGACAACUUGGUCAGGCAGCAGGAGUUGGCAGCAUACUUCACCAACUGCAAGCUUCAAAAAAUUCAUGCAAGACUCGUGCUUACAAGCGCAAUGACCAUCUGCUUCAAGGCGGGCAAUUAUGCCACUGCUUCCAACUUUGCUAGGAUGCUCUUAGAGAACAGCCCCACCGAACCCCAAGCGAAGAAGGCAAGGCAAGUCCUGCAGGCCUGUGGUGAUAAGAAAGACACACAGCAGCUGAACUAUGACUUCCGGAAUCCAUUUGUUGUUUGUGGAGCAACCCUCGUUCCAAUCUACCGCGGUCAGAAGGACAUGUCCUGCCCUUAUUGCGGAGCCAGGUUCGUCCCGGCAAUUGAAGGGCGGCUCUGUGCUGUUUGCGAACUUGCUGUUGUCGGGUCCGAUGCAUCAGGCCUGCUAUGUUGUCCAGCUCAGAUAAGAUGAUCGAUUUAUAGAUGAGGUAUGCAUGAAUGAAUCAUUAUGCAUUGUAUUGUCAUCCAUUUCAUUUGUGUUCUUUAACUUGAAGACUAUCAUGUGAUAUCUUUUGGCAAGAACAAUGAGUUACUGAUUGCAUGGGCCGUAAAGCAAUAAGAGGUCGGUAAAUCUCGGUGAUGCUAUCGAUCAUUUUAUAUAUUAAGUGGUGUUUAGCCAGGUUCGACGAGCAUCAAGUGAAGCUUAGUUUUGUUUUUAAAAGCAAUGGCAGCCAUUGUGUUAUAGAGAAAAAUAUGUCAGGUGUGCUGCUUUGUCAAUGAGGUCAGCUCUCACUUCUGCUUCCCUUUUUUUUUUUCCUUUCUAUUGUUUUUUUGUUUGUUAGGCAACAUGGAAGCUUUCUUAAUUCUGUUUGGGUUUGUACUUUAAAAAAGAGUAUGUUUGUUUACUUUUUCCAUCAAAAGCAUUUGUAGUUCAUAUUAUAGUGAAUGACUUUUGGAAGGGUUUGGUUGGAGUGUUUGGGGUACUA
This is a messenger RNA of Dioscorea cayenensis subsp. rotundata (Guinea yam), 4332 nucleotides long. RefSeq names its product coatomer subunit alpha-3-like. Lineage: Eukaryota; Viridiplantae; Streptophyta; Magnoliopsida; Dioscoreales; Dioscoreaceae. Gene Ontology annotation, cellular component: COPI vesicle coat. The record is from RefSeq and is a predicted model, not a curated record. The transcript has 4 exons. Gene Ontology annotation, biological process: intracellular protein transport; intra-Golgi vesicle-mediated transport; retrograde vesicle-mediated transport, Golgi to endoplasmic reticulum. Bases 159 to 3818 code for a protein of 1219 amino acids. Gene Ontology annotation, molecular function: protein binding; structural molecule activity.